Dama dama (fallow deer) is the source of this 4174-nucleotide messenger RNA. RefSeq names its product PR/SET domain 4 (gene PRDM4). Gene Ontology annotation, biological process: transcription by RNA polymerase II; regulation of transcription by RNA polymerase II; cell fate commitment. Gene Ontology annotation, cellular component: nucleus; cytoplasm. The coding region runs from base 381 to 2786 and encodes 801 amino acids. Lineage: Eukaryota; Metazoa; Chordata; Mammalia; Artiodactyla; Cervidae. Gene Ontology annotation, molecular function: histone deacetylase binding; RNA polymerase II cis-regulatory region sequence-specific DNA binding; DNA-binding transcription factor activity, RNA polymerase II-specific. The transcript is spliced from 11 exons. The record is from RefSeq and is a predicted model, not a curated record.
CCGGCGGGCGGGCGACUUGGCCGCUCUUGGGAGGCGGUGUCCGCAGGCCCAGGCUCUCCGGCGGCGGAGGACGGGGGCUGCAUCCUCCCCUCGUGUGGGUGACCGCCCUUGUCCUCUCCCUCAGGUCGGGCAGCCCGCCUCCCGAAGCUUCUGGAGGAAAGGCCCCGGGUGUCCCCUGGCAUGCCCCAUCUCGCGGCAGGGUGCGCGGCCGCCGACCCUCGGGAGAAGUUGGGCGGUCCCGGGCGGUCCCGGGGACGAGUGGCCGCGUUUGUGCAGCGGUUGUAAGCAAGAUGCGGUAGCACGUGACCUUGGAACGCAGACCCUGAUGCCGGUUCCCCGCCACCCGUGUGCGCUUUUCUCUGACCCUUGGCCCCCAGCAGAUGCAUCACAGGAUGAAUGAAAUGAACCUGAGUCCUGUGGGGAUGGAGCAGCUGACUUCAUCCUCCGUGAGCAAUGCCUUGCCAGUCUCAGGGGGUCACCUGGGCUUGGCUGCCUCACCCACUCACAAUGCCAUCCCUGCUCCAGGCUUGCCAGUGGCGAUUCCAAACCUGGGUCCCUCCCUGAGCUCUCUACCUUCUGCUUUGUCUCUGAUGCUCCCAAUGGGUAUUGGGGAUCGAGGGGUGAUGUGUGGGUUACCUGAAAGAAACUACACCCUACCUCCACCACCUUACCCCCACCUUGAGAGCAGUUACUUCAGGACCAUUCUACCUGGCAUUUUGUCUUAUUUAGCUGACAGGCCACCUCCUCAGUAUAUUCACCCUAACUCCAUAAAUGUUGAUGGUAAUACAGCAUUAUCUAUCGCCAAUAACCCUUCAGCGCUAGAUCCCUAUCAGUCCAAUGGAAAUGUUGGAUUAGAACCAGGCAUUGUUUCCAUAGACUCUCGCUCUGUGAACACACAUGGUGCCCAGAGUCUUCAUCCCACGGAUGGUCAUGAGGUGGCCUUGGACACAACAAUCACCAUGGAGAACGUCUCUAGGGUCACCAGCCCAAUCUCUACGGAUGGAAUGGCAGAAGAGCUGGCGAUGGAUGGUGUUGCAGGCGAGCACACCCAGAUCCCAAAUGGCUCCAGAAGUCACGAACCUCUGUCUGUGGACUCUGUGAGCAGCAACCUUGCAGCGGAGACUGUGGGCCAUGGUGGUGUGAUGCCCAUGCAUGGGAACGGCCUGGAGCUCCCUGUGGUCAUGGAGACAGACCACAUUGCAAGCCGGGUCAGCGGGAUGUCUGACAGUGCCCUCAGUGACUCCAUCCACACCGUGGCCAUGAGCACCAACUCUGUAAGCGUGGCACUCUCUACCUCACACAACCUCGCCUCCCUAGAGUCCGUUUCCCUCCAUGAAGUUGGCCUCAGCCUAGAACCUGUGGCUGUCUCCUCCAUCACCCAGGAGGUUGCCAUGGGGACGGGUCAUGUAGAUGUGUCUUCAGACAGUCUUUCUUUUGUACCACCUUCACUGCAAAUGGAAGACUCCAAUUCAAACAAGGAAAAUAUGGCAACCUUGUUUACAAUUUGGUGCACUCUCUGUGACCGAGCCUAUCCCUCAGACUGCCCUGAUCACGGACCGGUGACUUUUGUUCCUGACAGUCCAAUAGAGAGCAGAGCCAGGCUUUCUCUCCCAAAGCAGCUUGUUCUCCGCCAGUCAAUGGUGGGAGCAGAUGUUGGUGUGUGGACUGGAGAAACCAUCCCUGUUCGGACUUGCUUUGGGCCUCUCAUUGGCCAGCAAAGUCACUCCAUGGAAGUAGCAGAAUGGACAGACAAGGCGGUUAAUCAUAUCUGGAAGAUAUACCACAAUGGUGUCCUAGAAUUCUGCAUCAUUACAACUGAUGAAAAUGAAUGUAAUUGGAUGAUGUUUGUGCGCAAAGCCAGGAAUCGGGAAGAACAGAAUUUGGUGGCUUAUCCCCAUGAUGGAAAAAUCUACUUCUGCACCUCCCAAGAUAUCCCUCCUGAAAAUGAACUGCUUUUUUAUUACAGCCGGGAUUAUGCUCAGCAGAUUGGUGUUCCUGAACACCCAGAUGUGCACCUCUGUAACUGUGGCAAGGAGUGCAGUUCCUAUACUGAGUUCAAAGCCCACCUGAGCAGCCACAUCCAUAACCACCUUCCUAGCCACGGCCACAGCAACAGCCAUGGGCCGAGCCAUAGCAAAGAGAGGAAGUGGAAGUGCUCCAUGUGCCCCCAGGCUUUUAUCUCUCCUUCCAAACUUCACGUCCACUUUAUGGGUCACAUGGGUAUGAAGCCCCACAAGUGCGAUUUCUGUAGCAAGGCUUUCAGUGAUCCCAGCAACCUGCGGACCCACCUCAAGAUACACACAGGUCAAAAGAACUACAGGUGUACUUUGUGUGACAAGUCUUUCACCCAGAAGGCUCACCUGGAAUCCCACAUGGUCAUCCACACGGGGGAGAAGAACCUCAAGUGUGACUACUGUGACAAGUUGUUCAUGCGGAGGCAGGACCUCAAGCAGCACGUGCUCAUCCACACACAAGAACGCCAGAUCAAAUGUCCCAAGUGUGACAAGCUGUUCUUGAGGACAAAUCACUUAAAGAAACAUCUCAAUUCACAUGAAGGAAAACGAGAUUAUGUCUGUGAAAAAUGUACAAAGGCUUAUCUUACCAAAUAUCAUCUCACCCGACACCUAAAAACCUGCAAAGGGCCCACCUCCAGUUCAUUAGCACAGGAGGAGGAGGAGGAAGACGACUCAGAGGAGGAAGAGCUGGCGGACUCGGUGGGGACAGAGGACUGUCGCAUAGGCAGUGCUGUGUAUUCAGCAGAUGACUCUCUCUCUGCACAUAAAUAGAAGAGAAAGAAGCUGACUUCUGGAUAGAAAAUGCAAAAGGGAAAAACACAUAACCAGUUAUUCACUACAAUGGUUUUUAUAUAAAAUAGUUUGAUUCCUUCCAGCCAACAGUCAAAACAGACUAAAUGGGAAUGGAUAAAGCACUUAUAGAAGAGUAUCCUAAUGAAAACACUUUUAUAAAGAUUGAGAAAAGAGCACGUGUCCUCUUUUUAAGUGGUGUAUGGGGAGGCAAGUGUCAGCUUUUGAGAUCUAUUCUUUAUUUACAUGAUAAUCUGGGUGAUAACAUUUAUACCUGAGUCAGAGCUGCCCUCUGCCCAUCAAAUGAGAUUUAUUUUAAAUUCUUUGAUUAUUUCGUUUUUCUCCCAACCCAUUGAUUUGGUAGCAACCGUUGACUUGGUCCCUGUGUCCCAGUCAUCCUGAUUGUGGUUCUGGUGUUACAUUUUAUGCAGACUUGUGACUUAAACUCAUCCCAGAGUGGAUUGGAACGUAACAGGGUAAGCUUGUUACUCUGACCACGGCUCACAUAUUUAAAGCACCACCUGCCUUCAUCUCUCCUGGCUGCUGGGGAGUCGAGGGUGGAUCUUGCUUCUCAGAAUCUCACAGGCUCCUAGAGGGCAGGUGAGAAAGGAGCAGUCAGGCAGCAUGCCCUGGUGGAGAGAAAAAAAGGAGAGGCGCCUGGGCCACUGUCCAGAGGGCUUCUCUCCUGUGCUCUGAUGGAAGCUGGGCUGAGAGAUCUGAUUGUUCUGAGAGAUCUUUGAAGGUUUCGACACAUCUCUGUCUCCAGUGAAGCCUCUAGCACCCGGACAGAGAGUAUCUGGAGGUGUAACAAGCCAAGUAAUGCCUGCUAUGUUGUCUCCGGAUAGCAAGGGCAUGUGGACCAACUGACAAGGAGGUACCUCGGCCCGUGAAAGGGAGGAGGGAGUGAUCCUUUCUAUCUGGACACUCUCUGGAAAGGGUCAAGACACCAUCAAAAUGUUGCCAAGUCAGAAGACCCGUUGGUGCAUUUGCAAGGUUAGGCGCUCCCAGCUGUCUGUGAUGAAAGACCUCAUCAGUUAAACACGGUGGAUUCCAGAGGAUUUGGAAAGUGCAGAAGGUCGAAUGGUCACCUUGUGUAUGUAUUUUCAGGGUUCCAGCUUAAUUCACCUACCCAUCUAUCUGUCACCUGGUCUUUCUCAUGUAUAGCCUGCUUUCACCAAGAAGCGAACACAUCCUGAAGUCAACGGUUGAUGGAACAUGCUCUCCUGCUCUAAGGCGCAACCUCUGGGCUGGAGUGGAGAGGACUCUGGUGGGAAGGUUUUGCUGCUAAUAUAUUUAUGGAAUGAAUGUAUUUCAUUCAAAUCUGUAUUCCUCUAGGAAGGAUUAAAAUAAAAACUUUUUAAAAAAUGCGA